Messenger RNA from Schistosoma spindalis, 3006 nucleotides. NCBI's taxonomy places the organism in Eukaryota, Metazoa, Platyhelminthes, Trematoda, Strigeidida, Schistosomatidae. The record is from the annotation of a GenBank genome assembly.
AUGCUGCCCUUACGAGCUUUGAAGACUUUGCGACUUCAGCACAUCACUCGGAAGUGUUUAUAUACUUCAGCAUUACGCUAUCAAAACCCUUCCUCCAGUGAACCGUUUUUAAAUGGAACUUCAUCCAAUUAUUUAGAAGACAUAUAUGAAGCAUGGCUUCGAAAUCCUGACAGUGUACACAAGUCAUGGGACAUUUAUUUCAAAUGUUUAGCUUCUGGAGCUACCCCAGGAAAUGCUUACGUUCAGCCACCUACUUUGGGUAAAGAAGGUUUGAAAUUGGCACAGUUAGCUCCACAAAUCACUGCACAGACAGCGGCACCGAGUCUUAAAACCAUUGAAGACCACCUCUGUGUUCAGGCUAUAAUCCGUUCGUAUCAAUCUCUAGGUCAUCGCAUCGCCGAUCUCGACCCGUUGGGGAUAUUGUCUGCCGAUCUGGACGAUUCUAUACCCCCCGAGUUGUCGUUGAGUUUCUACAACCUUGGCGAGCCCGAUCUGGAUAAGACGUUUAGGCUUCCACCUACCACACAUAUCGGAGGUGAUAAGCAGGAACUUACUCUACGAGAAAUCAUUAGGCGUUUGGAGAAUGUUUACUGCAAACAUAUUGGUAUUGAGUAUAUGUUUAUUAAUAGUUUAAAUAAAUGUGAUUGGAUAAGACGAAAAUUUGAAACACCUGGUUCAAUGGAUUUAUCAUCUGAAGAGAAACGUUUAAUAUUAGCUCGUCUUGUCCGUUCAACGCGUUUCGAAGCAUUUUUAGCAAAGAAAUGGAGUUCGGAAAAACGUUUUGGACUUGAGGGAUGUGAAGUUUUAAUACCAGCAAUGAAAGCUGUCAUCGACUCAUCGUCUGCUCUUGGUGUUGAAAGUUUUGUAAUUGGAAUACCACAUCGUGGAAGGUUAAACGUUCUAGCCAACGUUUGUCGUAAGCCUUUGGAUGAUAUAUUUUGUCAGUUCGACUCUAAAUUGGAAGCUUGUGACGAAGGCAGCGGUGAUGUAAAAUAUCAUUUAGGCAUGAGUCAUCAACGAUUAAAUCAUAUGACAGGCAAGAUGAUUAAUCUUUCAGUAUGUGCUAAUCCAAGUCACUUAGAAGCUGUUUGUCCGGUCGCUCAAGGUAAAACCAAAGCUGAACAAUUUUAUCGGGGUGAUACUGAUGGAAAGAAAGUUAUGUCAAUUUUAAUUCAUGGUGAUGCAGCAUUCAGUGGUCAAGGUGUUGUUUAUGAAACCUUCCAUCUUAGUGAUCUACCCUCUUACACAACUAAAGGUACCAUUCAUAUUGUUGUGAAUAAUCAGAUUGGUUUUACCACUGACCCUCGUAUGGCUCGUUCAUCACCAUAUUGUACUGAUGUUGCUCGGGUUACAAAUUCACUUAUUCUUCAUGCAAACGCUGAUGAUCCUGAAUCAGUCAUGCAUGUUGCAAAAGUUGCUGCUGAAUGGCGUUCUGAAUUCGGAAAAGAUGUUGUAAUUGAUCUUGUCUGUUAUCGCCGUUCAGGUCAUAAUGAAAUGGAUGAGCCAAUGUUUACUCAACCACUUAUGUAUAAACGUAUUCGUGAACAACCAACUGUUUUAGAACAAUAUAGUAAAAAGUUAAUUGAUAGUGGAAUUGUCACUGAACAGGAAUUUAAGGAUGAAGUGGCUAAAUAUGAUCAGAUAUGCGAAGAUGCUUACGAAUUAGCUAAAAAACGGACAGUUACACAUAAUCGUGCUUGGAUUGAUUCUCCAUGGCAUAAUUUCUUCGAAAAUAAAAAUCCGAUGUAUUUACCUAACACGGGAGUAGAAAACCAUGUCUUAGAACAUAUUGGUCAUGCAAUUAGUGAACCUCCUGAAGGUAUGAUUAUUCAUCCAGGUUUGAAACGUGCACUCAAGGAGCGCAAAGAUUUAUUAGAACAGAAAACAGCUAAUUGGGCUCUUGGUGAAUUGUUCGCUUACGGAUCAUUGCUAAGAGAGGGUAUUCACGUUAGACUAUCAGGUCAAGAUGUGGAACGUGGAACGUUUUCACAUCGACAUUGUGUUUUACACGAUCAGGAAGUUGAUAAGAAAACAUAUGUUCCGCUUAACCAUCUUUAUCCUUCACAAGCACCAUUUACUGUAUGCAACUCGAGUUUAUCUGAAUACGCAGUAAUGGGCUUUGAGUUGGGUUACUCAUUGACAAACCCUGAAGCUCUCGUUAUAUGGGAAGCUCAGUUUGGUGAUUUCAACAACACUGCUCAAUGUAUAAUUGAUCAGUUUAUUUCUUCUGGUCAACAAAAAUGGGUACGUCAAUCAGGAAUAGUUCUUUUGCUUCCACAUGGUUAUGAAGGUAUGGGUCCAGAACAUUCUAGUGCACGUAUCGAACGAUUCUUGCAGAUGUGUAAUGAUGAGGAAAAUCAUGUCCCCGUUUAUAGCGAUAAUUUUGUCAUGCAACAGUUACAUGAUACAAAUUGGAUUAUUGCAAACUGUACUACACCAGCGAAUUUCUUCCAUAUUUUACGACGACAAAUUCUGCUACCGUUCCGUAAACCACUGAUUGUCUUCACUCCCAAGUCAUUGUUACGUCAUCCGGAUGCAAGAUCGCCGUUCUUUGAUAUGCUUCCAGGCUCAGAGUUCCAACGCUAUAUUCCUGACAGUGGUCCAGCUUCACAGAAACCUGAAAAUGUGAAGAAAUUAAUUAUUUGCAGCGGCAAAAUUUAUUAUGAGUUAGAUAAAGAACGCAGAUCGAUUAAUCGAGAGGCAGAUAUAGCUAUCAGCCGAGUAGAACAAUUGACUCCUUUUCCAUAUGAUUUGAUUCAACAAGAUUUAGAACGUUAUCCAAACGCUAUUAUUCAGUGGGUACAAGAGGAGCAUAAAAAUAUGGGACCAUGGAGUUAUGUACAACCAAGAGCUAAUCAUUUAAUAUUUAGAACAAUGCCUAAUCGUCUUCACAAUAAAAUUUUAUAUGCCGGUCGACAACCUAGUGCUGCUACAGCUGCUGGGAAUAAAGCAAUGCACUUGAUGGAGAUCUCUCAUUAUCUGAAAAAUGCUCUGUCAUUAUCUUAG